Pararge aegeria (speckled wood butterfly) is the source of this 1434-nucleotide messenger RNA. RefSeq lists its product as uncharacterized. Bases 1 to 1434 code for a protein of 477 amino acids. NCBI's taxonomy places the organism in Eukaryota, Metazoa, Arthropoda, Insecta, Lepidoptera, Nymphalidae. The record is from RefSeq and is a predicted model, not a curated record. The transcript has 8 exons.
AUGGAAAUUACGGAAAUUACGCUUUACGGAAAUAGCAAGCGCCGCUGGGUGUAUUUGGGUAAAAGCCGUCUAGUCGGCACUACAAAGUUAUAUCCAGCGACCGCUUGUUCCUCUGUCAAAGUUUUAGCACCAAACAAUCAUCUCACAGUGUUCACUGGGUGUUCAACGUCUAACUUCUUGCAAGUUGCAAUCGGGGAUUUUCCUAGAGAAAAAGGUUUCUUUUGUGGAGAGGAAGGGCUGCAAUGUCAAAAAUUUCCCCUUUGCGCAGAUUUGAGAUAUGUGGCACACGGAACAAGCAAUGAUUUGGACUCUCAAAACCUGUUAGCUUGCAUAAUAGUGAGGAGAGAAAAUCAAGAGAAAGAUGAAAAGGAAAAUUGUUCCCAGUGCAGCUUCACAGCGCAGUUCGAGAGUGCGUUGGCCAUGCAUCAUCAGCUGCACCAUGAAACACCAGCUCAAUCAACUUCUAAUAAUAUAGUGGAGAAAUCGAAUACACUGCCUCGGACAGUACGGCCCGUACAGUCGUUUCCAUCAAGCAAGGAGGAUAAGGGAAUGAAGCUGGCACCUCGCACAUCGUCGGCGACGCGGUUGUUUGACAAGCUGCGCGCGCGGAUCUGUCGCAGCAGGACUCUCUUUGCGCAUCCGGAAGAGGGCGUUGAUCUGGCGCAUCAUUUUAAUGAUAUAUCAGGCCAAAGUGAAUGCACCUCGAAGGCUAUGAAAGAGCUGGAGCCAAGCGUAAGCAGGGUCGGGGUAAUUGAAUCAAUCAGAGAGAAUAAGGAGACCUUUUCAUGCCAUUUGUGCUCGAUGGAUUCCGAUCGAAUAACAGUUCUAGACAGACAUUUACUGAAUGACCAUAAAAUCGGCCUGGAAAACCUUCUGAAACUAGUAAUGUCAAAAACAAAAGACGGACUCUCAGAAGAAUGUCCAGCUCAAAUGUAUGGAAUAAGACAACCUUACUACAGACCACCAGACGAUAUCAUAGAAGAUGGCGAAUUUGUUAUAGAAACAAUCACGCCUAAAAUCAAAAUACUCAAACACACAUCAACUAAUACCGAUCUCAAAAUGUCUGAUAUUCCCGAUUUAAGUAAUUGUCAAAAGAUCACAAAAGAGAUUGAAAAAUUAAUCGACGUACCGUCGGAAAGCUCGGAUAAGAAUGAGUUGUUAGAAAAAAUGCAGAAUUUGAACGAAUGCAUGUGCAAGUUUGUGGAUUCUACAAAUACGAUCAAAAAGGUUUUGACUAAGGAGUACGAUCAGAAGAAUGCGGGGAACAGAUCGAAUGAUGCACCGUAUUUUAAUUUAGGUUUAGGAGACCAGGACAGUCCGAAAGAUUGGGAGCGAGCUCACAGCGACAAACUAGAUCGUAGCCGAUGCAAAUAUAGGGAAAAUAGGAUUUACAGAUGUAAAUAUGCUCAAAAUUCUAAAGGCAAGGAUGAAUAA